Prorocentrum cordatum is the source of this 666-nucleotide messenger RNA. NCBI's taxonomy places the organism in Eukaryota, Dinophyceae, Prorocentrales, Prorocentraceae. The record is from the annotation of a GenBank genome assembly.
AUGGGCGUGGCAUCUGGCUGCCGCGACAUGACCCCGGACAGGGGGCUGCAGGGGCAGCUGAGGCACGGCGAGCGCAGCCGGCAGGAGGGCGCGUACAACCCCAUCACCGGCGAGACUGGCGGCUCGCGGCCGAGCUCGCGGCCCUCGUCCGGGAGCCGCCGGGCGCCCGCGGGGAACCUGCAGGCGGGCCUGAUUCCCGCAACGGGACCCCUGGAUCACAUGACUGCUCCGGAGAAGGACCUGCCUGGCAGGAGGCUCGACCCGACGCGGAACCAGUCGUCCAGCCUCCAGCCCGGGGUCGCCUGCGUGGCGCCCGGCAGCGAGCAGCAGAGGGGCGCGAGCCGCAUCACGGAGUCCUCCAUCGUGCCCCUGAGCGCCGACGGUGGCCUCGGGCCCCGCGAGCCCACGCCCGAGCGGAGGAGGACGCCCGGCCAGGUCGUGCGUGGCGGCAUCCGCCCGAAGGACUGCCUGGCCUCGGGGUGCGUGGCCUCGGAGCGCUCCGACCAUCCGCAGAACCUGCCGCGCCCCGCCAACCCGAACGAGCGCGGGAGCCUCGUGCCGGGCCCGUGUGGCAUGGUACCGAUGGGCACAGACUUCGUGGCGGAGGACGUGGACUUGUAUUCGGGCCCGAAGCAGCCAACGCCCUUCAAGCCCCUUUGGGGCUGA